Messenger RNA from Brassica napus (rape), 1483 nucleotides. RefSeq names its product U1 small nuclear ribonucleoprotein 70 kDa. The coding region runs from base 96 to 710 and encodes 204 amino acids. Gene Ontology annotation, biological process: mRNA splicing, via spliceosome. Gene Ontology annotation, cellular component: U1 snRNP; U2-type prespliceosome; precatalytic spliceosome. The transcript is spliced from 6 exons. NCBI's taxonomy places the organism in Eukaryota, Viridiplantae, Streptophyta, Magnoliopsida, Brassicales, Brassicaceae. Gene Ontology annotation, molecular function: mRNA binding; U1 snRNA binding. The record is from RefSeq and is a predicted model, not a curated record.
UACAUUUUAUUCAACCUUCGUUCAAAUUUCCAGCGAAACCCAUCUCCAUUCUCCCUCCCGGAAAAGCCCUAGCUGAGCUCCGAUCGACCUUCACCAUGGGGGACAUGAACGAGCCUUUCAUGCGUAACCAAAACGCUGCCGUACAGGCACGCACUAAGGUUCAGAACCGAUCCAAUGUUCUUCAGCUAAAGCUGAUGGGUCAAAGCCAUCCCACAGGCUUGACCCCCAAUCUUUUGAAGCUCUUUGAGCCACGACCUCCCUUGGAGUUCCAGCCACCACCUGAUAAGAGAAAAUGCCCUCCUUAUACAGGCAUGGCUCAAUAUGUGAGUCACUUUGCUGAACAUGGAGAUCCAGAGUAUGCUCCACCUAAGCCGGAAGUUGAAACUGCUGCACAGAAAAGGGAGAGAAUUCAUAAAUUACGACUGGAGAAAGGCGUUGAAAAGGCUGCAGAGGAUCUAAAGAAUUAUUAUCCGAAUAAUGAUCCCAAUGCUUCUGGAGAUCCAUACAAGACACUGUUUGUUGCAAGACUUAACUACGAAACCUCUGAGAGUAAGAUUAAAAGAGAGUUUGAGGCUUAUGGACCAAUCAAGCAGGUAUGUAUAUCCCAUCAUUCCCUAACAGGUUCGGUAAGAAUUUUUGAGAUGGCUUCUCGCUCUCAUGUUUCUCUUUGCAAUAUGUUUGAUUUUACGUUCAGAAGUCUAGGUUUUUGAAAUUUUUACGCACAACUUUUUUCCUUUGAGACCAGAGGUCGAGAUGUUUCUGAAUUGACAUGUUUCGCCUUCUUUUAGUCUACUUAUUAAAGCCACUGGGUCUUUUUCUCAUAACUUGCUAAAAUAUUGUAAGUAGUAAAAGAAAUCCUGCUCCGUAUUUUGUAAAUUUCACAAACCUUGGUUGAGAUUUUUCUGGGCAAGUCAACCAUAGGAGCAGGUAUAGAUCAGGUAACUUUCACAUUUUGAUCUGUCUUUUCAAAGGAUAUAUAUAUAUGCUCUUGUUACUACUAUAUCGAGGGGUUGACACUCACAGGUUUCAUAGUGUCUAAGAUAUAUAUUUCUCGAAACCCAUCCUGGUAAGCUACUUUGAAAUAUUUUGUCCCGGUUUUCCCUAUCCUGGCACCUUAUGAUUCAUCCUACGUGGGAAGCAUAUGACAGAACGGUCUUCUACCAAUUCAAAUGGCUCAUUCUAUAAGCAGAGCUAAUCAGAAUAUGACAGAACGGUCUUCUACCAAUUCAAAUGGCUCAUUCUAUAAGCAUAGCUAAUCAGAAUAUGCUUUUCACGGUCAGAGUUUUCUAAGUCGCGUGAGUAUGGAUCUAAUGGCUGACGCUAUUGUCUUCCCGUAGCAAUAAACAUUAAACAUGCGUGUGUGUGUUCUGUAAGAUACUCCUUUGUUUUCUUUCCGUCUGAUAAUGUGUUUAGCGUUUUAUUAUGCACCUGCAAAACAAACGAAACCAUUUAGCAUUUUAACUUGUCAUCAUUUUUUGUUCUA